Vespula vulgaris is the source of this 2815-nucleotide messenger RNA. RefSeq names its product b(0,+)-type amino acid transporter 1-like. Gene Ontology annotation, molecular function: L-amino acid transmembrane transporter activity. Gene Ontology annotation, cellular component: membrane. The coding region runs from base 520 to 1974 and encodes 484 amino acids. Gene Ontology annotation, biological process: amino acid transmembrane transport. NCBI's taxonomy places the organism in Eukaryota, Metazoa, Arthropoda, Insecta, Hymenoptera, Vespidae. The record is from RefSeq and is a predicted model, not a curated record. The transcript has 3 exons.
UCCGCUCUAGCUCGUAUUAGUCUCGUUCUGGAUCUCUUCGCGAUAACAUCACGAGUUCUGAAAGAGUUGCAUUGAAAAAGCUCUAUCGUUCGAAAACGCGUGACAAUUCUUGAAUUUUUUUUUUUAAUUACUAUUAUUUUUUCUUCCCCUCCUUUUUUUUACGUCAAAUUAAUUUUUAUUGGAUCGAGAAAGGAACGUGAAAUCAUUAUAAUUUCGAUUAGUACUCCGAGUUUUCUUUUUCUUUUUUUUUUUUUCUUUUUUUUUCUUUACUUUACCUUUUGCUUUCAUUUUUCAAUCAUUUUACUACGAUAGAUCGAUCAUCAUUCUAAUUAUCAUAAUAAUUAUUAAAUGAUCGUGGGAUUUGUUAAUAGUGCUGUUUAUACGAAUGUUAGAUACAUUUAUUUCGUAUCAUUCUUUCUUUAUUUCGUUCUUUUUUGUCAUCAUAUAUCGAUGACAUUAAGUCGAGUUAAUAAAACGUUCUUUUCGCUUUAAGUGCAACGUCAACGAUUUGAAAGGAAAAUGGCUAAAGACGAGAAAGGCAACGAGAAGGUCGCUUUGAAACGAGAGCUUGGACUUUUCAGUGCCGUCAGUAUAAUUCUUGCUGUUAUGAUCGGCUCUGGAAUAUUUGUAUCACCGGCCAAUGCUUUGGAAAGAUCUGGAUCCGUAGGAUUUUGUUUGAUCAUUUGGAUAACCUGUGGUUUGCUGUCUCUGUUGGGUGCUUUAGCAUUUGCGGAAUUGAGUACCGUUGUACCACGUUCCGGUGCGGAAUAUGCUUACUUCAUUGAAGCUUAUAGUCCACUUCAUCAUUACGCUGGACAAAUACCAGCAUUCAUUUGUUCCUGGGUAUACGUGAUACUUCUAAGACCAGCCGAAGUAGCUGUCGUUAUAUUAACGUUCGCCGAAUAUGGGGUACAACCAUUUUCUAAUUACCUCGACGAUUUGCCAAUGGAUUCGAUGGAGCGAUUGAAAAAAUUAAUCGCUAUGUUGGCAUUGGGCCUGAUUACGUUUACGAAUUUGACGAGUGUUAAGCUUUACGUUAAAGUGCAAAAUUCAUUGACGGUAUGCAAAGUUGCCGCAUGUAUGCUUGUAAUAGGAGGUGGUAUAUGGUGGUUAAGUACUGGCCAUUUGGAUCUAUUAAAGAAUCCUUUUCGCGGUACUACAACGUCCGCUGGUAACAUAGCAUUGGCUUUUUACAAUGGUCUUUGGGCGUACGAUGGUUGGUCAUCGGCUGCGAUAAUAACAGAAGAAAUUCAAAAGCCAGAGGUCAAUAUUCUUAGGAGUAUAUUAAUAGCUGUACCAACGAUUACUGUUCUUUAUGUGACAAUGAAUCUGAUGUAUAUGGCUACCUUAACGAUACCCGAAAUGAUAAGUGCACCUGCCGUCGCCGUUUUAUGGUCUGAAAGAGUACUUCCAAGUUGGUUAACCUUUGCUAUACCACUUGGUGUUGCCUUCUCUACGUUUGGAUGUGGUCUUAGUAUACAAUUCAGUGUAUCACGAUUGUGUUACGUCGCGGGAAGAGAAGGUCAUGUACCACGCAUAUUUAGUUAUGUACACAUGGAGAAAUUAACGCCAGCUAUAGCCGUAGCGUUUCAAGGAAUACUCUCAUUGAUAUGUCUCUUAUUAGGAGACAUUACAGCUCUGAUAGAAUUCGCAAGUUUUCUCACUUGGGUUUUCUAUGGUUUCGCGAUGAUAGCCCUUAUUAUUAUGAGAAGGACUAAACCUGAUGCACCUAGACCAUACGCUGUACCAAUUUUAAUACCAUGGUUGGUACUAUUAAUUGCUAUUUUUCUAGCAGUCAUUCCUAUCGUUUACGAACCAUCAUUCAAAUAUUUGUUCGCCGUUGGAUUCAUUUUGUGUGGUAUACUCGUUUAUCACGUCUACGUCUAUAAUAAGCAAAAAAGCCCUUUGUUAGCUAAAUCUACGUACCUGAUCCAAGCGUUGAGUUUAGUUGUUGCUCCAGAUAAAGAAGACUGAGCCUUUUAUAUCGUAGCCAAUGUACAUACAUAGGCAAGUGUUACUUAUCAAUUUGAAACGAUUGAAGAAUCUAGUAAAAAUUAUAAUCUUUCCUUCCAUAAAUACUGUUUAUCACUAACACGCCCAUCUUUUUUUUUUUUUUCUUUUUGAUACCAAUGAAUUCGAAUAUUCGAAUAUUGCAUUAUUACUCAUUUUGAUCUCAUAAUGCAAGUUCAUUUUUAAAUAAUAUAAAAGGAUAUGUAUGUGUGUGUGUGUAUAUAUAUAUAUAUAAUUUUCAUGAUGGGUUUUAUAUAUACAUAUGUGUUGAUUUCUUUUUUAUAUAAAAUCACAAGUGUAAAGAAAAUUAUUAAAGACGUUGUUAACGUUUCUUCAAGACGUUUGUAAUAUGAAAUGUAAACUUUUAUAUUCAUUUUAUUUUUAACAACUUUCAAUGUAUAUUAUAUUCUUAACAUCAAUUCGUGUAUAAUGACUCGCUCGAAAAAAAAAAAGAAGAAAAAAAGAACAUUCUUACAUACUAUAUUGUCUUUUAAAUCUUAUUAUAAUGAUAAAUAAUAAAAAUGUAAUAAAAAAAUUACAAUUCACUCACUAGAACGAUUCGUAUAAAUAUUAUAAAAUAUGUGCAAAUAUCUUCAUAAAUAUUAACAUUAAGAAUACUUAAAAAAUUUCUUCUAUACUGAAUUAAUUGUAACCUUAAAUAUUAAGAAUGCACAACGAAAUUACAAAUUUUACAUUUGCUGCAAGGACGUUAUAAACUAUGUAAAUCCUUAAACAGCAUAUCCUUUACGUAGAGAUCUCCCCAAAAAAUUCUAAUAAAUAUAUAAUAAAAUCCAUCUAAUUUUUA